UUGAGGGCUCAAGUAUAUAUACGCAGAUCUCCUAAAUACUUCAAGGUGUUUCAUUAGGUUUUUGGGAUCGGCAGCAAUGGCGGAAACAACUGGUGUAGUUGUUCGUUUUCACGAUAGCAAGGGCUACGGCUUCAUCAAGCCCGAUGAUGGCGAUGAAGAUCUGUUCGUUCACCACUCCGAGAUUCAGUCGGAUGGUUACCGGAGUCUUUCCGAAGGUCAGAAGGUUAAGUUCUUAGUUGUUGAAAAAAAUGAUCGGAAACAAGCUGUUAGUGUAACUAGUGUCGACGGAUCUAGUAUCGAAAGAAACCGUAACCGUGAUGGUUUUGGCGGCGGUCGUAGAGGCGGUGAUGAUGGCUACGGAUUUAGCCGCGGCGGCGGCGGUGGUUUCAAGGGUGGUAAUGGUAACGGCGGCGGGGGCGGCGGACGUGAGUGCUACAAUUGUGGUGAAUCUGGGCAUUUCGCUAGGGAUUGCAGAGUGAAUAGCGGCGGAGGCGGUGGCGGUGGCGGCGGCGGGGCUUGCUACAGUUGUGGUGGGUUUGGUCAUUUAGCUAGGGAUUGUAAUAGUGGGCGCGGAGGUAGUGGCGGUGGCGGUAGCGGCAGCGGCAGCGGCAGCGGCAGCGGCGGAUGUUAUAACUGUGGUGAGACAGGGCAUUUGGCAAGGGAUUGCAAAUCAGGCGGUGGCGGUGGUGGUGGUGGCUACUCCAGGUCUGGCGGUGGUGGUGGAGGUGGCUAUAAGUCCGGCGGCGGUGGUAGCUGUUACAAUUGUGGAGAACCGGGGCACUUCGCUAGAGAAUGUCCUACCGCUGCCAGUUCUUGAUACAUCAACUAACAGGUGGAUCUUUCUAAGUACAUUUGGUAUUACUUUAAUUUAAUAUUUUAGGGUUUUAUUUUUGAGCUUAUACAGAGGAACAAUCAUUAUAGUAUUUUAGUUGUGUGGCAAUCUUAUGAAUAUAUUAUGGUGACUGGCCUAGUUAUUAUUUUAACUAGGUAACGUUUUUUGGCUUA
Messenger RNA from Lactuca sativa (garden lettuce), 1005 nucleotides. Its product is annotated as glycine-rich protein 2. The record is from RefSeq and is a predicted model, not a curated record. Gene Ontology annotation, molecular function: zinc ion binding; nucleic acid binding. Lineage: Eukaryota; Viridiplantae; Streptophyta; Magnoliopsida; Asterales; Asteraceae.